Messenger RNA from Maniola jurtina (meadow brown), 2678 nucleotides. RefSeq names its product senecionine N-oxygenase-like (gene FMO1). The coding region runs from base 218 to 1591 and encodes 457 amino acids. The record is from RefSeq and is a predicted model, not a curated record. Gene Ontology annotation, molecular function: NADP binding; flavin adenine dinucleotide binding; N,N-dimethylaniline monooxygenase activity. Lineage: Eukaryota; Metazoa; Arthropoda; Insecta; Lepidoptera; Nymphalidae. The transcript has 8 exons.
CUUGAUUGCCAAGGUUGGCUGGUCCCUCGAACAGCCCUCACCGAGGCACAGCCUCAUUCGGUGUUCGGCCGUUCGACAAACGAAUACGAGUCCUACCUACGACCCGUGCCUUGAAUUAAGAUUUAAAAAAAUAAACAAAAAAAAAUUCGAUGUGAAUUCUUGCAUUUUUGAAAUAGUUUAUUACUGUUAUAUAUUUUCAAGUGGAAAAUUGUGAAAAAUGUCGCUAUCAGUUAUUUUGCGGACUUCUGUUUUCUUGUUGUGUUUAAAUAUUAUAUUUAUUGGUACAUCUGAUGGAUUAUCUUUGCCGGAGACCUCUUCGUACGCAUGCGUGAUAGGCGGAGGAUACUCAGGGCUGGCAGUGUCGCGGUACCUCAAGCAGCAUGGAGUCAAUUUCACCGUGUUCGAGGCAGCGCCGGAAGUCGGCGGAACUUGGCGGUUCGACCCACAUGUAGGGGUAGAUGAUGACGGAGUUCCUGUCUUUACCAGCCAGUACAGAUACUUGAGGGUAAAUACCCCAAGACAGACAAUGGAGUUCGGCGACUACCCUUUUCCAGACACCACUCCAGCCUACCCCAGCGGGACAUGCUUCUAUAAGUACCUCAAGUCAUUCGUCAAGAAAUUCGACCUGAUGACCAAUAUACAAGUCCGCAGCCUGGUAACAGCAGUGACUUGGGCAGGCGACCAUUGGAAGCUGACUUAUAUAAAAACAGAUGACCGCCAAAACCACACUGUCCUUUGCGACUACGUGGUCGUCGCUAACGGCCAAUAUGUGCUGCCGGUUAUACCAAUGUUCCCGGGACUUGAGACGUUUCAAGGAUCAAUAAUCCAUAGCCAUGAUUACAAAGCCCCAGAACCGUACACAGGCCGAAGGGUUCUUCUAGUAGGAGCUGGUGCUUCAGGGUUGGAUCUAUCAACGCAGCUACACAACAUAACAGAGAAGCUGGUCCAUAGCCACCACUUGAAGUAUAACCAGCCGAAGUUCGCGGACCAGUAUGUGAAGAAGCCUGAUAUUCAGGGUUUUGUAACGAAUGGAGUCUUUUUCCAAGACGGCAGCUUUGAAGAAGUUGAUGAUAUCAUAUUUGCAACAGGUUAUGAGUUCUACCACCCGUUCCUCGACGAGACGAGCGGGCUGACGCGCGCCGGCAAGUACGUGAUGCCUCUCUACCAACACAUCGUCAACAUGCGGCGUCCUACCAUGACCUUCAUCGGCGUCGUCAACCGCGUUAUUACCAAAGUUAUGGACUCACAGGCGGCCUACAUAGCGUCACUGAUCGCGGGUAAAUUCCAACUACCCUCCGAGCAAGAGAUGCUGGACGCGUGGUUCGACCACGCAUACAAAUACAAGGUGGCGAAGGAAAUCAACACCGUUGGGCCGGAAAUGGAUCAAUAUUUCGCCAAGCUGUCCAAAGAAGCGGGCAUCACAAGAAACCCACCAGUGCUGACUCAUAUCCGAGACUUUAACGCUAAGAACCGGCUGGAUGACUUGUUCAACUACAGAGACUAUGAUUACGAAAUUAUCGAUAGCCAUACUUAUAAGCGAUGGUAUAACGGUGGAGGAAAGGGGGAAGUAUGUCCUGUAGAGGCUAGUUAGUAAAAUUGAAAGAUCGCGAUCUACGGGAGUUGGUAAAGAAAUCGGUUACUAGAUGCCUAUUCCCUUUUGUCUUGAAGGUACAUGAGUUAUGGUGGGUUUGGAGCAUCUGUGCAUCCACUGUUAUACGUGAUAAGAAACAGGGAUGCCAAUAGGAUCUUCCACAGUCCCAUAUACCUCAGUAAAAAAGAAUACUGUAAAGAAAAAAAAAACGGUUACGAUUAUCACACUACGUUAAAUUGUUCACAUUUAAAUCUUAUUUUAACUGAAGCUUGAUUGCUGGUGCUUCUUUGGGUCAUGCGUACUACUAAUUUAACUCUGUAAAACAAUCUCAGACGAGUACCUAGGUACCUACAGCACCCGUCAGGUCGACAUGGCAAUCGGAAUGGGGUCGCCCCGCUCACCCACUCAGUCCCCCCCGCCUCAUACCCCGAUUGUCAACCUGCCACAAACUAUAGUUAUGUAUUUAGAACAUAGCUUCGGAAUACAUAUAGUAGUAAAAAAAUUGGACUAAAACCAUUUUUUUUCUAACCACUCGCACUGUGCCUGUUAGUAUUUUGUAGAUAACUGUUACCAUAUUUUUGUUACAUUUAUCGCACAAUUUAAUAUAUUUUAUAUUUCAUAACUGUUGUUUUUAAAAUAACUUAGCAAUCUUAAAUAAAGAUUUUGUAAAAAUGCCUAAUAUUAGGAAUAAGUUAAGAAAAUAAAAAAUACACCAUAAUAACAACUAGUUUUAUUGUAAAUUGUAAUACAAAGGCUUGGGUGCAUAAUGACGCUUUCUUGUUGUACAAUAACUAAACAAAACUAAAAACUAUUUGAAUUUAGUCAGUUAAGUGUACAACAGGACUUAUCCUCAUGACUCAUAUAGUUAAAACUAGACAGAUUUAUGUCUCUGACGUAAAUCUGUCUCGUUUUAACUGUAUUCGAGAGACCAGCACAAACGUUUUCUAUGGAUGGAAAUUGUGAAUUAUUAUAAUUUUUAUGAAAAACAUCGUAAAGUUAAUGGACACACUAUAGAUCGCAGCCUAGAAGUUUUUACAAUCUCUACAUAAAUUUAAUUGACUAGUGUAGAGCUUUCCUUUUCACAAUG